Fusarium sp. VM40 is the source of this 1185-nucleotide messenger RNA. Lineage: Eukaryota; Fungi; Ascomycota; Sordariomycetes; Hypocreales; Nectriaceae. The record is from the annotation of a GenBank genome assembly.
AUGUCGGCUCAUCGGCCAAACGCUUUCAACAGCCUCCGGAUGGGAGAGGUGAUCCGCGAGAAGGUCCAAGAUGGAGUCACCGGUGAGACUAGGGACUUGCAAUAUACCCAGUGCAAGAUUGUUGGAAACGGCUCCUUCGGUGUUGUUUUCCAGACCAAGCUGUCUCCAUCGGGAGAGGAUGCUGCCAUCAAGCGUGUUCUCCAGGACAAGAGGUUCAAGAACCGUGAACUCCAAAUUAUGCGUAUUGUCCGCCAUCCCAACAUUGUCCAGCUCAAGGCCUUCUAUUACUCCAAUGGCGAACGUAAAGAUGAGGUCUACUUGAACCUGGUACAAGAAUUUGUGCCCGAGACCGUCUACCGAGCCUCUCGAUUUUUCAACAAGAUGAAGACCACCAUGCCCAUUCUCGAGGUCAAGCUGUACAUUUACCAGCUGUUCAGAGCUUUGGCAUACAUCCACUCCCAAGGCAUCUGUCACCGAGACAUUAAGCCUCAGAACCUUCUUCUAGACCCCAACAGCGGUAUUCUCAAGCUCUGCGAUUUCGGAAGUGCCAAGAUCCUCGUUCCCAAUGAGCCCAACGUCUCAUACAUCUGUUCUCGCUACUACCGCGCACCCGAACUUAUUUUCGGUGCAACGAACUAUACCACGAAGAUUGAUGUCUGGUCUACUGGUUGUGUGAUGGCUGAACUGAUGCUCGGUCAACCCCUCUUCCCCGGUGAGUCGGGCAUUGACCAGCUCGUUGAGAUUAUCAAGGUCUUGGGCACACCUACUCGGGAGCAAAUUCGAACCAUGAACCCAAACUAUAUGGAGCACAAGUUCCCUCAAAUUAAGCCCCACCCCUUCAACAAGGUCUUCCGAAAGGCGGACGCCAAUGCUAUUGACCUUAUCGCCCGCCUGCUCGAGUACACCCCAACUGAGAGACAAUCGGCCAUUGAUGCCAUGGUUCAUCCCUUCUUCGACGAGCUUCGGGAACCUGGUACCAAACUUCCUGAUUCGCGACAUGGCACUGGCCAGCUUCGCGAACUUCCCGCCCUCUUCGAUUUCACCCGUCACGAACUCUCGAUUGCCCCAAGCCUAAACUCUAAGCUUGUCCCAGCACACAUUCGUCCUGUUCUGGCAUCACAAGGCCUUGAUAUCGACCACUUCACACCCUUGACGGAGCAGGAGAUGAUGGCAAAACUCGAUUGA